ACCCGAUCGACUACACCCGAGGAAGAGGCUUCGGGAAGUGUAGAAAACUCCAUGGAAGAAACACCAAAAGAGGAUUCUCAGACCACAGCCACGGCCCAGACUCUCUCACCAAGCAUAAUUUCAUCACACAUUACACUGCCGACUGCAUUACCUACUUUUGCCUCUACUGCCUCUACUGCUGCUACUGUUGCUACUGCUACUAGUGCUACUACUGCUACUACUGCUAGUGCUCAUAUUCCUGCUAUAAACUCUGCUGAUACUUUAUUUACUGCCUCUGCUCCUUCUCAUGCUGCUACUGAUUCUACUGUAAAUUCAGCAGAGACUGUGGAAUCAGAACAAGUCCGAACAGGACCUGUAUUGAUACAGCACAAGCAACAAAACACAACAGUGACAAAUGAGCUACGACGACGGAUUGUGGUGACUAGCUUGAACGAAGACACUACAGGCGAAGGAGGAUCGAUGCCAACAGAUGCUAGUUUACCUACAUCACAAGAACAUGACGACACUAUUAAUGGCGGUGGUUUUUAUGAGUGCAACAUAUGUUUUGAUACAGCUACAUAUCCAGUAUUAACGCUGUGUGGACAUUUGUUUUGUUGGUCUUGUCUGGGACAGUGGUUGAACCAGCAGUCAAGAAAUCCAACGUGUCCUGUGUGCAAGGCAGGAUGUGACAGGGAAAAGGUGAUUCCUAUUUACGGCAGAGGCAAAGAAGAAAAAGAUCCAAGAAAUGAUCCAUCGAUACCAACACGUCCAGCUGGACAAAGACCUCCUCCACUACGGGAUCCCAAUAUGCCAAGUCACUCUUUCUUUGGACAACCAUUACGAGGAAGAGGUUUUAACACUGGAAAUGUAGCCAUUACAGCUGGCGUAGGGUUCUUUCCAUUUGGUAUUGCCUUUAAUAUGCCUUUCAACGGAUCUACUGCAAUUCAUGGUCAGCCUCACAGUAACGGUUUCCUAUCCAGGUUGUUUCUUAUGAUAAUGAGUCUAUUUAUUGUUGGACUCAUCUUCUCUUGAACUAAAAAAAAAACAGUAAUAGUAGAUUAUUCUAUAAACAACAUAAAAAUAUAUAUACAUAUACAUAU
Molecule: messenger RNA, 1079 nt
Organism: Phycomyces blakesleeanus NRRL 1555(-)
Lineage: Eukaryota; Fungi; Mucoromycota; Mucoromycetes; Mucorales; Phycomycetaceae
Exons: 5
Coding region: 52-1011 (319 amino acids)
Biological process (GO): ubiquitin-dependent protein catabolic process
Cellular component (GO): endoplasmic reticulum
Molecular function (GO): ubiquitin protein ligase activity; ubiquitin-like protein conjugating enzyme binding
Source: RefSeq, a predicted model, not a curated record